Molecule: messenger RNA, 504 nt
Organism: Candidula unifasciata
Lineage: Eukaryota; Metazoa; Mollusca; Gastropoda; Stylommatophora; Geomitridae
Source: the annotation of a GenBank genome assembly
AUGACAACCCCAGCUAGGAGGCGUCUUAUGAGAGAUUUCAAACGGUUACAAGAAGAUCCACCAGCAGGAGUUAGUGGUGCCCCAUCUGAUAACAAUAUUAUGCUUUGGAAUGCCGUUAUUUUUGGCCCUCAUGACACACCAUUUGAAGAUGGCACUUUCAAGCUAACAAUUGAAUUCACAGAAGAGUAUCCAAAUAAACCUCCAACAGUCAGAUUUAUUUCAAAGAUGUUUCAUCCUAAUGUGUAUGCAGAUGGCAGUAUAUGCUUAGAUAUUUUACAGAACAGAUGGAGCCCCACGUAUGAUGUAUCAGCAAUUUUGACCUCAAUUCAGUCUCUGCUUCAUGAUCCAAACCCCAAUAGCCCAGCAAACAAUGAGGCGGCACAGCUUUACAGAGAAAAUCGCAGAGAAUAUGAGAAAAAAGUUGCUACCAUUGUACAGGAAAGCUGGAAUGAUGAUGAUGAUGAAAGAGAAGAGGAUGAAGAGGAAAGUAAAGCUACCUCUUAG